GAGAUCCAGAUGAAACAUAAAGAUGAGCGGGCCAAACUCACCAAUGCCAUUCUCAGUGACAUUAAAGUAAUCAAACUGUAUGGCUGGGAGAAAACCUUCAUGGAGAAAGUGCUUGGUAUCCGGAAGCAAGAACUUCAGGCGCUAAAAAAAUCUCAGAUUCUCUUCUCAGCAUCUCUGGCGUCUUUCCAUUCAUCAACUUUCCUGAUUGCGUUUGUCAUGUUUGCUGUCUACACCCUGGUGGAUACCUCACACGUCCUGGAUGCUCAGAAGGCCUUUGUAUCUUUAACACUGAUCAAUAUUCUCAACACUGCACACUCCUUCCUGCCAUUCUCCAUAAAUGCUGCUGUCCAGUUUUGUUUUUCAGAAAGGCUCCGUACAUUGGCAAAACAGUCACCAAGAACUAUUCUUAAGUCUUUUGAGGCCAAUCACGAGGACCGUUAGAUCUCAGAGGUGCUUCCAGUUCUGUUUUUAACCAUGGAAAUCUGAAUAGAUGGAGCAAAAUCUCCAUGGGAGAUCAGUGGAAACCCUGUUAGCCCAAGCCAGAGAGAAAAGCAAGUCCUUGUCCAGUAAGAAAUUGGAUUUCCCUCUUGCACCCUAAGAAGACUGCCACAAGUCCUCACGUACAGAAGCAAUCAUUGGAAAGAUUGCAUGAUGAACUGGAGAAAAAGCACUAAUUUCACUGUGUGAACAGAAGUGAAAACACAGGGAAGAAUAUGGGUUUUUUGCUAAGUAAAGUGGAAAUAAAGGCAGUUAACAUGAGGAAAAGCUGCAUUUGUCAAUC
Calidris pugnax (ruff) is the source of this 781-nucleotide messenger RNA. RefSeq names its product multidrug resistance-associated protein 6-like. The record is from RefSeq and is a predicted model, not a curated record. Gene Ontology annotation, cellular component: membrane. NCBI's taxonomy places the organism in Eukaryota, Metazoa, Chordata, Aves, Charadriiformes, Scolopacidae. The coding region runs from base 10 to 441 and encodes 143 amino acids. The transcript is spliced from 3 exons. Gene Ontology annotation, molecular function: ABC-type transporter activity; ATP binding. Gene Ontology annotation, biological process: transmembrane transport.